AUAAUUCAAUGUUAGAAAAACACUGCAGAAGAUCUUCCCCAGAGUGCAACUAUGCCAUCCUCCAUGUUCAUAAUCCUCAUACCAAUUAUACUCUUCUUCUUUUUCUUUAAUCCAUUAUUUGUUGAAGCACAAAGUGGGCAUCUUCCCCCAGAUGAAUUAAAUGCAUUGAAGGAAAUAGGUGAUCAACUGGGGAAGAAGGACUGGGAUUUUAGACUAAAUCCUUGUGACAAAAACAACUCUAACUGGAUGACACCAGAUAGGGAGGAUAUGCCUCUAUACACUAAUACUCUCACUUGCAAUUGUAGUUUCCCGGGUGGUAUUUGCCAUGUCCAAAGCAUAGUUUUGAGAGCACAGGAUCUGCAAGGUGUUCUUCCUCUUGCCUUGGUGAAGUUACCCUUUCUCAAGAUAAUCGAUUUCACCCGCAACUACUUGAGUGGUACAAUUCCCCCUGAAUGGGCUUCUGCCAAAUUUGAAAAUCUAACUCUUACUGUGAAUCGAUUGUCUGGGCCAAUUCCAACAUACUUGGGAAAUAUAACGUCUCUUGUAUAUUUAAGCUUGGAGAACAAUAUGUUCAAUGGAACCGUUCCACCCGAGCUUGGGAAACUUUCAAACUUACAGAAUCUCAUUCUGAGUGCUAAUAAUCUCACAGGUGAAUUGCCAAAAGAACUUUAUGCUCUCACAAAUUUGACAGAACUUAGACUCAGUAGUAAUAACUUCACCGGGACACUGCCUAGCUUUCAGAGUUGGAAAAACCUUCAAAAAUUAGAGCUUCAAGCGAGUGGUUUUGAGGGGCCCAUACCCGAAAGUAUUUCUGUACUUAAAAGUUUGAUAGAACUUAGAAUCAGUGACCUAAAUGGAGGUGGAGGCUCCCGAUUUCCUACAUUAAUAAACAUGCCAGGCAUGAUAAAGUUGAUGUUGAGGAGUUGUAAUAUUUCUGGGACGAUACCUAACAUAGCUUAUAUGAGAGGCUUGCAAUAUCUAGAUUUGAGUUUCAAUAAUCUAGAAGGAGGGAUUGAUGGUCUUCAAGAUCUUGCUAAAGUGCAAUUCAUGUAUCUUACGAAUAACUCACUUAGUGGACCGAUUCCUCAGUGGAUUCUAAGUCAAGAUUCCAGACAUGACAUCGAUCUUUCCUAUAAUAAUUUUGAUGAAAGCUCAGUGCCAACAAAUUGUCGGGAAACCCUAAAUUUGUUCAAAAGCUAUAAGGCUGGAGAAAGUUCAGAUGCUGCAAAGUGUUUUCUGCAAUGUUCGAAGGAUUGGUAUUCAAUUCACAUCAAUUGUGGCGGGGGCAAUGUUUUGAUUGGUGACACUACAUAUGACGCAGAUGAAGAUUCCACUGGCUUCACGAAAUUUGUUCCCACUAGAGAGAACUGGGUAACGAGUAGUACAGGGGUCUUUUGGGAUAGAAAUAAAACACUGCUCGACUAUACAGCAAAAAAUAAAUCUGUCAUCGAGGGAAAUGACCCUCAACUCUACCAGACAGCUCGCUUGUCUCCUUUAUCUCUGACUUAUUAUGGACGGUGUUUAGCGAAUGGAAACUAUACCGUGAAACUUCACUUUGCAGAGGUAGUUAUGAGAGAUAAUAGAUCGUUUCAAAGCCUUGGAAGACGCGUAUUCGAUGUUUAUAUACAGGGUGAAAGGAAAUUAAAAGAUUUCGAUAUUGAAACCGUUGCACAAGGAGUCGAUAAAGCCUUGGUUGAACAAUUUCGAGCAGUAGUCAAAGAUAAAACUCUAGAGGUGCGCUUUGAGUAUGCUGGGAAAGGAACAACAGCGGUCCCGAGUAGAGGAACAUAUGGCCCUUUAAUAUCUGCCAUUUCUGUGGAAUCUGAUUUCAAGCCUCCUCACAAGAGAAAGACUUUAAUUAUAGCUGUUGCACUAGCUUCUUCUUUAUUUCUUAUUUUCACAAUUCUCUGUUUUGCUUGGUGGAAAAUCUACAUCAGAAAAAAGACCUCACAAGAAAACGAACUACAAAGUCUUGAUCUACGAACGGGUCUAUUUACCUUAAGACAAAUUAAAGCCGCUACAAACAACUUUGAUGCUGCAAAUAAGAUUGGGGAAGGUGGUUUUGGGCCCGUAUACAAGGGUACACUAUUGGAUGGUACAAUUAUUGCUGUGAAACAACUCUCAUCCAUAUCAAGACAAGGAAACCGUGAAUUUUUGAAUGAAAUAGGCAUGAUUUCUUGUUUACAACACCCUAAUCUUGUGAAACUUUAUGGGUGUUGUGUUGAGGGAAGACAACUGUUGUUGGUGUAUGAGUACAUGGAAAACAACAGCCUUGCUCAUGCUCUUUUUGGUCCCGAAGAGUGGCAACUGAAAAUAGAUUGGUCUACCAGACAAAAAAUCUGUGUUGGCAUCGCAAAAGGUUUAGCUUUCCUCCACGAAGAAUCAGCAUUAAAAAUUGUUCAUAGGGACAUUAAAGCCACCAAUGUGCUUCUUGACAAAGAACUCAAUCCAAAAAUUUCUGACUUUGGCCUAGCUAAACUUGCCGAUGAUGGGAAUACACACAUCAUUACAAGAGUUGCGGGGACAAUAGGAUAUAUGGCUCCUGAAUAUGCAAUGUGGGGCUACUUAACAGACAAAGUUGAUGUUUAUAGUUUUGGAGUGGUAGCAUUGGAAAUUGUUGCGGGAAAGAACAACAUGAAGUAUCGUCCUAAUGAGAACUACGUUUGCCUUCUUGAUUGGGCACUUGUUCUUCAAAGAAAAGGAAAUCUAAUGGAGCUAAUAGAUCCAAGAUUGGGUUGUGAUUUCAACAAAGAACAAGCAAUCAGAAUGAUCAAAGUGGCUUUGCUUUGUACUAAUCCUUCUCCAGUCCUAAGGCCAUCCAUGUCUGCCGUAGUCGGCAUGCUUGAAGGCCAUGAUGAUAUUCUUGAGUACAAUUUCGAUCUUCACGAAUUCAAUUUUGAAGUAAUGAGGGACGGUUAUGAUGAAAUGCCAGUCGGCUCGAGUACAUCUUCCAACAAAGUAGAAUUUUCUUCCUAAGCAAAUCAAUGAUAUACCAUUAUCAUUAAUGAGUUAA
Molecule: messenger RNA, 3013 nt
Organism: Ipomoea nil (Japanese morning glory)
Lineage: Eukaryota; Viridiplantae; Streptophyta; Magnoliopsida; Solanales; Convolvulaceae
Product: probable leucine-rich repeat receptor-like serine/threonine-protein kinase At3g14840
Exons: 24
Coding region: 52-2976 (974 amino acids)
Biological process (GO): protein phosphorylation
Molecular function (GO): protein binding; ATP binding; protein kinase activity
Source: RefSeq, a predicted model, not a curated record